UUGCCGUCUCACAGCGCCUGCUGUCUUGGAAGAAAUAGAAUGUUUUCAUGCACGCUGUUGAGAGAUACCAUAUAGGAAACAAGGAUAGGUUAUGGACCCGAGAAGUCCAAGAUCAAGCCUGGAAAUACGUGACGUCCUCACGUAUAAGGAGCGAGUGUAACGGAACGCCGCAUCAGGACAAGAGCCGGGGUAACCCGAGUCUGUAACCCGAGUGGCUCUCGCUCUUGUUCCAUGGCAUGUUCUCAGGUGAGCAGGUUCUUAUAGUUGUUUUUUUUUUUUAGAAAACAAAAUUCCGCUCCACUUGGAUAACGUCAAGGUUAUGACGAGCUUUCUGACAGACUUCUCAGUAAAGAAUGCACGUUGGUGAGGAAUAUCUGAGGAAUUUGGAGAGUUUGGACUCAUUAGCAUCUUAUUCCUGACCUCAAUGAAGGCAUGUCCCGUUUGCCAGUCUGGGGGGGACACUGGCGGGUUAAACGAAGGCCUCCUGCCCUGGUACCCCCAACUGCCUGGAUCACACACAUCGCAGAUCGCUUAUACUUUGCAACUCUCCGAGGAAAACCGAAAAGUACAGCGAACGCACACUACUUCUGCACAGACGACGAGUUUGUCUAUGAAAACUUCUACGCAGACUUCGGCCCUCUCAACCUGGCCGUGGUGUAUCGAUACUGCUGUAAACUGAACAAAAAGCUCAAGUCUUUCACUCUUUCCCGGAAGCGCAUCAUUCAUUACACCAGCUACGACCAGCACGAGAGAGCCAACGCCGCCUUCCUGAUCGGCGCCUACGCUGUAAUAUACUUAAAAAGAACUCCAGAGGAAGUCUACCGAGCCCUGAUAUCCGGGACUAACGUGUCCUACCUGCCCUUCAGAGAUGCUGCCUUUGGGAACUGCACCUACAACCUCACCAUCUUAGACUGUUUACAAGGAAUCCGUAAGGCCUUGCAGCACGGGUUCUUUGACUUCGAGACGUUCGACGUUGAGGAGUACGAGCACUACGAGCGUGUAGAAAAUGGUGACUUUAACUGGAUUGUGCCAGGGAAGCUGCUGGCCUUCAGUGGGCCUCAUCCCAAGAGCAAAAUCGAGAAUGGAUUCCCUCUCCAUGCCCCGGAAGCGUACUUCCCCUACUUCCGGCAGCACAACGUCAGCGACGUGGUCCGGCUCAACAGGAAGAUGUACGAGGGAAGCCGCUUUACAGACGCCGGCUUCGCGCAUCACGACCUGUUCUUCGAGGACGGCGGCACGCCGAGCGACAUCAUCAUACGCCGCUUCCUGCACAUCUGCGAAACGUCCGAGGGCGCCGUCGCCGUCCACUGUAAAGCUGGCCUGGGCAGGACCGGCACCCUGAUCGGCUGCUAUCUCAUGAAGCAUUACCGCUUCACGGCUGCAGAGGCCAUCGCAUGGAUUCGCAUCUGCAGGCCCGGUUCAGUCAUCGGCCAACAGCAGAACUUUCUGGAAGAAAAGCAGCACAGCAUGUGGAUGGACGGGGAUUUGUACCGCUCCAAGCAGCCGAGGCCGCGGCCGUACCCUGAGAGAGACCUGGCUCACCUCAUCUCCGGCCUGGACGACGUUUCUCUCAGCAGCAGCCUGAACACACUAAGCAUGGACGAGAAUGACCUCAUGGACAAUAACAUGGGCUUAACUCAGGGAGACCGCCUGAGAGCGUUGAAGUGUCGCCGCCCUCUCAGGUCUCUGUCCACUCUCGGCGGUUUACGUCCGAUUCCUGGCACCAUUCCUCCCUCGAAGUCUUCUAAAGCGCCGCCUCCUUUCUCCAGUGGCCCUGUAACCAGGAGACUGGCUCGAAGCCCGUCAUCCAGCGGAAACCUGAAGAGCUUUAAACCCGGCUUGGCCCGCUCCCUCGGCAACCUUUACAGCCUGGACGACUUUGUAGACGCCGAAGACGACGACACGUCCGCACCCUCCUACCCCGCCCUUCCUCCUUCGCUCCUCCCCUCGGGCCCUCCUCCACCCCGCUUCGGUUUCGGAUACCCCAUCCCGAGUUUCCAACAGGAAGUUAACAACAACCUGAACAGUCCUCCUGCUCCUGCGCGCAGGCCUGCGAGGAGAGGGAACUUCAGACCUUUAAACCCCAGAGUUCCCGUUUCGGGCGUGUUCGCGGGCCGCCACCUCAGCCGCUCAAUCCCCUCCCUUCAGUCCGAGUAUGUUAAAUACUAGCGCCACGGCGACGUGACACUGACUCUUCCUCUGUGAAGUGACUCCUCGCCGGGUUCAUCCUCCAAGACGGAGACCGCAAACUAAUAAACCAUGGCCUCACUGUGUCAGAUUUUUUUUUUUUUUUCUUUUCUCUUUUCAUUUCCGGUCACUAGAACACAUAAUGCUUCUAUAAUUGAACGUUUUCUCACGCUCGAGCUGCAGGAUUGUUGUUCUAACUGAAGGCUCUUGAGUUUUACCGACAUGGACCUCUUCCUCAGGGCAGAAAGAUGUGCGGUGAGGAAGCAGGAUUUUAGAUCUUGGAAAAAAACAAACCUCAGACAGACACAAGAUUCCUGCUGGAAAAUGCUCCGUCUCACCGCUCUGUGGUUUUUACAUGGAUCAUGUGACCUUUCAGAAGCACUCGAUUUCUAGAUGAACAGUGUAAAUCAGUGUUGAUAGUAAUAAUUAUUCACUUGUAAUCUCUCACACACACUCACUCACACAUGAUUCUGUUAUUUUUUUGGUAUAAUUAUGAUUGUUUCUGCCUAGAAAUGAGGUUUAGGCUUAAUUAAAACUCUAAUGAGCUGUAAAAUGUCUGUGUGUGUGAGAGAGAGAGAGAGCGUGAAAGUGUGUGUGUGUGUGUGUGUGUGUGUGUGUGUGUGUAUAUAUGAUAACUCACUCUGGGACAUUUUGUAUAGACAGUCUGAUUUGUACAACCCAUUUUUGUACAGACAGUUCACUCUUGUAUUGAUUGAUAAAAGCGAUCGGAAAUUAAACGUGUAAUGAUUUAACGGAUAAUAACUCGUCGCCAUGUGAACUGCGACAGGGUGUGUGAACUGUGUUACCAUGGUAACAGUGAGUACCUUUCGAAUCUCUCGCUCUCCUCUCUUUCUCCUCCCUCUCCCUCACCCUGUCUCUCCUCCCCCUUUCUCUCUCUCUCUCUCUCUCUCUCUCUCUCUCUGUGUCUGUGUUUAAACCUCA
This is a messenger RNA of Hemibagrus wyckioides, 3129 nucleotides long. It is a transcript of the gene cdc14aa, whose product is annotated as cell division cycle 14Aa. The transcript has 15 exons. Bases 433 to 2169 code for a protein of 578 amino acids. Lineage: Eukaryota; Metazoa; Chordata; Actinopteri; Siluriformes; Bagridae. The record is from RefSeq and is a predicted model, not a curated record. Gene Ontology annotation, cellular component: nucleolus; spindle pole; mitotic spindle. Gene Ontology annotation, molecular function: protein tyrosine/serine/threonine phosphatase activity; protein serine/threonine phosphatase activity. Gene Ontology annotation, biological process: positive regulation of cytokinesis; protein dephosphorylation; cilium assembly.